CACGCAGCCAGUGCGUCUUACGGAUGUAAACAUCAUUCAGUUCACAUGGAGGGAGAAAACCGACUAUGGCAACGAAGCUGCAGCGUUUUGUCAGCCCGGGAAAAGGUAACGGAGUGCGGGCUACAGCCAGGAUCAGGAGAGGAGAGCUGGUUUACUCCGCCGAGCCGCUGGGCUGCUGUGUGUCCAACAGACUGGCCAGAGAUGUCUGCCACCACUGCUUCACACGGCGUGAGACCUUGUUGAGGUGUUCCCAGUGCAAGAUGGCUCGCUACUGCAAUAUCACUUGCCAGAAACAAGCAUGGUCUGGCCAUAAGAGAGAGUGUAAAUGUCUGCAGAGCCUCCUACCCAGAAUUCCCACUGACUCAGUCCGUCUGGCUGCGAGGCUCAUCUUUGCCUUGUUAAGUCCAUCGAAGAACAGUAGUGAGGAGCUCUACACUCUAGAGGAGCAUGAAUCACACCUGAGUUCCAUGUCUGAGCAGAAGAAACAAGGUCUGUCUCAGCUGGCGUCCAUGUUACAGUUGUAUCUGCAACAGGAAGUACCGGACCUUGCACAGGGGAUGACAUCAGCACUGCCACCUUCCUGCCAAGAACCCCUCAACCUUAUUGCAAAGGUGACAUCUAACUGUUUCACCAUCAGUGACGGAGAGCUGCAAGAGAUCGGAGUUGGGCUGUAUCCUAGUUUAUCUCUGCUAAACCAUGACUGUAGGCCAAACUGUGUGAUGGUGUUUGAAGGAACAAAACUACGGCUCAGAGCUGUUCGGGAUAUCAACCCUGAAGAGGAGCUAACUAUAAGUUACAUAGAGACGUUGUCAUUGACUGAGGAUCGACAGAGACAGCUGGAGGACCAGUACCAUUUCACCUGCCACUGCCAGCGAUGUGACUCUCAAGACACAGACAGACUCAUGCUGUCAGGUGAAGAAGCAACAUGGCUCCUGUUGAAGGAGGCUUUACCCAAACUGGAAGGACUGAGAGCAGAGUCGGAUUGGCAAGCACUAUUAGAGAGUUGUAGACAUCUGUUAUCAACUGUUGGUGGUGACAUGCCUGAAGAAAAUCUGUACAAGCUCAGGAUGACAGACAUGGCUGUAGAUGCCUCCAUUCAGCUGGGACACUGGGAGGAAGCUGUAGGAUACGGGGAGAAGACACUUCCAGCAUACAGACAAUACUACCCUGAUCCCCAUCCGGUCCAUGGAGUCCAGCUGAUGAGAGUUGGAAAGCUGCAGCAUUACCUGGAACGCAUCAAGGAUGCUUUUGACACAUUCAGACAGGCCUAUGAAAUUAUGAAGCUCACUCAUGGUGAUGAUCACUCCUUGAUUGCUGAACUAUUGAUGAAGAUGGAGGAAUGUCGCGCUGAGAUGGAUCAACAAUCAUCCAGCAGACACUAAAACACAGAAACAAAAGAACUGCAGCUGGACCUUUUUUAUAUAACUCAAUGGACUGAUUUUACUUUCUGACUUUCUGCUGUAGUCAGUGUAUAUUCAUCAGAUUUUCAAGUGAGUAAAUGUAAAGUCAAGUUUGUAGAGUUUGUAAUACAAACAAACAUUGGAGAGAAAUACAUUUUAUCUACUGUACAUUUUAACUGAUCAGUUUUGUCAUUUUCUCACAUAUCAGUAUGGAAUUGUUUGAUUAAAAUUCACCUUGGUGACAGUUUUUCAUUUUGUAAAAUGCUAAUGACGUUACUUAAAGGUACAGUGUGGAGUUUUUGACCUCUAGUAGCGUUAUGGAGCAGUUUUUUACUGAGUGGGUCCCUGUUUUGUUUGUUUCAUGCACACACAUGAGGGUGCACGUACACGCAGGUGAUGCUACUGUUUCACACUACUGAUCUACAGGUGGUGGUAAAGCACCAAUAUACAGCAAAUCACUGAAGAAGAGGACUGCAAGUUAGUAAACAUGGAUGUGAAUAAUGAUUGAUUGAAUGAUUUGCAACAUUUAAGAAAAAUAUUUUCAAGCUUCAAGACCUUUCAAAUGUUUCAUAAGUGAAUUCUUAAGCACAAACACAAUUCUCUCAUUCAUUUGAAUGAAGCCAGUCA
Molecule: messenger RNA, 2027 nt
Organism: Thunnus maccoyii (southern bluefin tuna)
Lineage: Eukaryota; Metazoa; Chordata; Actinopteri; Scombriformes; Scombridae
Gene: smyd3
Product: SET and MYND domain containing 3
Exons: 12
Coding region: 66-1382 (438 amino acids)
Cellular component (GO): nucleus
Molecular function (GO): protein binding
Source: RefSeq, a predicted model, not a curated record